Clonostachys rhizophaga is the source of this 1413-nucleotide messenger RNA. Lineage: Eukaryota; Fungi; Ascomycota; Sordariomycetes; Hypocreales; Bionectriaceae. The record is from the annotation of a GenBank genome assembly.
AUGGGCGAUGUCACCUCUGGGGGGCAAGCCGGCUUGAGAAUGGUCUCUUCCAGUGAAGGCUCCUCGAAGAUCACCGGGAGUGUUUGGUAUCUCCAGCCGGGGGCUCACCAAUCCUCGUUCGGGCUUUUGGAAAUAGAGGGCGCCACAAGAGACAACAUAUUUGCAUUGUACUCUUCCAGUCUCCUAUCUUCGUCGAAGCAAAGGCGGUCUCCCAGCGAUCUCUGGGACUUGCCAAAGGUUCCACAAUGGACUGCUGCAAGUACUGAGUCUUCCUUUCGCAAUAUAGAUACUGUAGCACUGGUCAAUGGCGAAGCAGAUUAUGUUUCUCUGCUAGGGACAAAAGUUCAAGGCUUAGAAGUCACCUCCUCAAAUGUCGUCUACAACUUUUUGAUAACUAUGCCAUAUAUAGACCUCAACUGCUCUGCCAACACCGGCAUGCCUUUCGAGGCCAACCCUUACCAGACUAUCCUACAAUCAUUGGAAAUGUCACCAGAUUUGAAUGGAUCUUCCUUCCGGGCAAAUCUGGGAGAGGAUGAUGAGUCUCGUCUUCUCUUUACGAGUUUGCAUUACUCGAAUGCUUAUUUCGCGCUCUUUAUCUGUUCUAUGCGAGUUUUGGCUGUUGAAACAGAAAUGCAAUGUGCCCCUAGCAAUUCAUCAGCAAACUGCUCGCCAAAGCGCCAGCGGCUUCUGCAAAGCUGGGAGAGAGUGGAGAAAAUUUACGGACCCUCUAAUGAAAUGAGGAAGGCCCUGAAGUUGUGGCAGCACGCCGACAGUUCUUCAGCAAACUACUUAGCAUCGCCAAUAGACAGUUAUCUCGCCGGACAUCUAUCGCCUUACGCUGGACACAAUCUCAUUAAAUGGUCCGAAGUCGACGUGGGUAACUUUUCCAGGCGUCUGACUACUCUUUUCAACACCUACAUGAGUGCCUCUAUAAAUCCAAUGGGCCAUACCGAUGUUUCGUUUUCAAAAAGUGGGAAGAAUGACCCGUCGCCUUCUGGAGCAAUAUUACAGACAACUCCGGCCAAUGCGACAAUUGUUUUCAAUGUUUACGAAACCAGCAGAACCUGGGUAGGUUUAGCUCUCACAGCCACACUGCUGCUUCAAUUGCUCGCAGUACUCGGGCUUAUGUUACGAGUUCUAGUCAAGGGCCCGGAUAUAUUAGGGUUUGCGAGCUCAAUGACAAGGGACAAUCCGUACGUAAACCUGCCCGAGGAUGGAUCAGGUUUGGAUGGCCCAGACAGAGCAAGACUGCUGAGAAGGACUCGGGCUCAGCUUGCAGAUAUGCGCCCGGAGAAAGAAGUUGGCUACAUCACGCUGCGAGCAGUUGAACCCGGACACUCCACUGAUGGUGGCAAGGGUUACAAGGUUAUGGAUAAUUGGCGACCAUUUACCCGUGGAAGAUUGUAUACAUGA